UCUCAGCUACGCCCAUCAUCUUCCUUCUCUAUAUUCCACCAUCAUUCUCAGAAGCCACCUCUGCAUUAACUUAGAAUUAGCCUGCCAGUUGGAGAAGGUUUCUUCUUUGUAUUCCUCCCAUCAAUUAGCUAGGAAGAUAAAAAUGGCUAGCAGCAGUUCAAGAACAACAUUACAGCCAAAGGAAAAACUGUACAAUGCCCUUAUGAAUGAAAGUUGGAAAGAAGUGGAAGCGUUGUUCAAGAAUUAUCCAGAGAUUCAUGACACCAAGAUCGCAGAUAUGGUGAAUAGGGAAUUAGAGAAUGGGGUCGACGAUGAUGAUGAGUUCCACGACACUGCGUUGCACUGGGCUAUCAGUAACAAGGCACAAGAUUCUCUAGUUAAGAGCCUUGUUGAUCAAAUAAAAGAGAAAUCUGCUAAUGAUGAUAAGGGCUUGAAAGUUUUGAAAGCCAGGAAUAAACGAGGAGAUACUCCUUUGCACUGUGCAGCCUCAAGGGGAUCUGCCUUCAUUUGCGCUAACAUGAUAAACGACGACAAGUUAAAGCCAUUGGUUCUUGAGAGGAACAAUUUGGGAGAGACACCUCUCUUUUCGGCUGCUCUUAGCAGCAACAAAGAGACCUUCCUUUGUCUUCAUCAAGUUUGUAGUGAGAAGGAUUUGGAAAAGAAGUCAUCGUCCGCAGAUCUACAGCUCUGGGAAAGGAAUAACAGAGAUACCAUACUUCACUGUACUAUUCAGAGAAGAUACUUCGGUUUGUCGUACGAAAUAAUUAAGGUUUACGAGAAGCAAAACAUUAUGAUUGGAAGCUGUUUCAAUGAAAAAGGAAGGUUGCCUCUUGAUGAGCUUGUCUCCAUUCCUUCUGCCUUUAAAAAUGGCACUUGUCUCGUAUGGUGGCAGAAAUGGUGCUACUGCCUUGCUCGCGGGAAGCGGCCGUCCGAGGAUCAAAAUUCAGCAAAUUCUAAUGCUGGUCAGACUCAAUCCGCCCAUCAACUACAAGUGAAGCCAAAGGACUUAGAUGAUCAAAAUUCAUCGAACACAAACAAUUUUCUGACCCAACUCAUUUCCUUAUGGGAUUCCAUAAGGAAAAUGAAAGAAGAUCAUGUGUUUGGUGACCUUAUUAUGGAAGAACUUGUAAAACAAGAUCCUUGGUAUAUGAAAAACAACUAUGCGGUUCAGGCACAGGAAAUUCAAAACUUUGUAUUCUAUAAGCUCAAGGAUAAGCAAGUACAGAAAGGAAGAAUCAAAAUAUCAACAGCACUGUUAAUAGCAGCAAAAAAUGGUCUGGUCAAGCAAGUGCAACAAAUCCUUGAUGGUAUCCCAGUGUCUAUCCACGACCAGUUACUGAUAGAGAAGAGGAACAUAAUACACAUGGCAAUAGAAGAAAGGCAAAGUCAUGUGUUGGAGAUAGUGAAGAAGCACAAACGUUCUCAUUGGCAUGCACUGAUAGAAAAGGUGGAUAAUAAGGGAAAUAAUGCAUUGCACUUGGCUGCAACGAAAUCAAAGCAUACAGCAACAGGAAUACGUGGACCUGUUAUGCAAAUGCAAUGGGAAGUCAUGUGGUUUGAGUAUGUGAAAAUGAAUAUGCCUUCGUACUUCAUCUCGCAAUCCAACAACGAGGGUAAAACUCCAUGGAAGAUCUUCAUCAAAACGCAUGAGGAUCUCAUCGAAAAAUGUAACAAAUCAGUGAAGGAUACUUGUGAACCUUACAUUAUUGCGGCUACACUAAUUGCUGGUGCUACCUUUUCUGCAUGCUACCAAGCCCCAGACAGAUUUGGUCAUACGUUUUAUAUCUCAUUGUUGAUUUCAUUUUGCUUCUCAAUCACUUCAUUGACGGCUUUCCUUUGCAUUUAUAGUACUCGAAAUGGAAUACCCAAAAAUUUCCGAAGAAUUUUGCCAUUUUACCUUUGUUUGGGCUUCUUUACAUUCUUUGCAUCCCUUGUCUCAAUGCUGGUCACUUUCUAUGCUGCCUUGUCCCAUGACUUUCACCCCAAAGAAAAGUAUCAGCCCAUUAUAUCUUACUCUGUCAUUUUAUUCCCAGCCAUGGGGCUAUACAUAUUCACACAAAUUCCACUGUACUUGAAUCUUCUCAUUGUCUCAUUCUUCAAGAAGGUUCCGAAACCAAGAGUUAUGGAUGAAGAUGACAUAUCACAUUUCUUCCAAGAUUCAAGGACAAAACAGAAGAAUCAGCCCCAGCAGCCUGCUAUAUCAAAUGUUGGAAGAGCAAAAGGAAGUACCGAAGCCUCCCUUGAUAAGGGCCUCUAAGGUGCUUUUUUUUUUAAUACUUUUUGAAAUGUCCCAACUUUUCAAUUUUUUUUCUUUUUUUUUCUCUAGAUCAAUUUCUUCUAUAUAAGAUAAGAAAUAUUUCAAUAUCUUGAAGUAUCAAAAAAAAAUAUUCCAAUUACACCAUUUUAUUUUUGAAAAUUCACAAAAAAUCAUACCAAUUACAUCACCAUUUCAAAACUUCAAGAUAUCAAAAUAUCUCUUAUUUUAUGUGAAAUCCAAUGAUCCAAAGAAAAAAGAAAAAGAAAAUGAAAAGUUGGGAUAUUAUAAAAGGUAUUAGAGAAAAGCACAUCAGAGAUCCUUAUUCUAGCCUCCUUAGAGUACAAUUGGAACUUUAUCUUUGUGAGAAGUGUGUGUGUUUUCUGUUUUAAUUAUUGUCCCAUAAUAAGAUUUGAAGACGAAGAAUUAAAACCAUGCCUUCUAGUUGUUCGAACUUCCUAAGAGCACAGGGAUUUCUUCCCUGAUGCAAGAAUAAGAGAUUAUAAGUGAAUGAGUGUCAUGUUGUGUUAUCUUUGUUCAAGGCAUGGUUGUACUGUUUCGGAAUUUGUAACGUUGCAUUUUAUGUGAUGCUGUAAUAUUUCUACCCACUGAGUUUAAUUUAUAUGUUAA
This is a messenger RNA of Prosopis cineraria, 2884 nucleotides long. RefSeq lists its product as uncharacterized. Lineage: Eukaryota; Viridiplantae; Streptophyta; Magnoliopsida; Fabales; Fabaceae. The transcript has 8 exons. The record is from RefSeq and is a predicted model, not a curated record. Bases 143 to 2257 code for a protein of 704 amino acids. Gene Ontology annotation, molecular function: protein binding.